UUAAUCUAUAGUCGUGGGUUUAGUAAGAGAGACUGUGCACUCGGAAGUUCACCACAAAGGAGGGACAAUGGCUUGGCACAGGCUGAUGGUGUAUUUGUCGACUGCGGGCUUGUUUUGCUUCAUGAUGGGAAUCAAUGUCCUGCUGUUCAUUUCGCAUUUGAUUUCACCAAGUCUCACCAAGAAGAUCAUUCUCAAAUUGGGUGAACGCGUCACGACGACGCAGAAUCCCAACUUCAAGUACGAAGAUUGGGGGCUCACGUUUUCCUCUUUUGCUUUCGUAAAAACCGCCUCGCAGCACAUGUGGUUGUCUCUCGGACAAGACGCCUUCGUGGGGGGAGAAGCUCCGGACACGCUGGUGGUCAACAUGGAGGGAAAGCAAACGAGCAUCUGCAACUACUUUAAGGGCAACAGGCCGCUGGUGCUGAGUUUUGGCAGCUGCACCUGACCCCCGUUCAUCUACAAACUUGAUGAGUUCAAGCAACUCGUCAAGGACUUCGGCGACGUAGCUGACUUUCUGGUGGUCUACGUCGCCGAGGCGCAUUCAACAGAUGGUUGGGCCUUUGCCAACAACAUCGACAUCAACCAGCACAAGACCCUGGAGGACCGGCUGUCUGCAGCACAGAUCCUGGUCGAGAAGGAGCCCCUGUGUCCCGUGGUCGUGGACGACAUGAGCAACGUGUCCGCCAUAAAGUACGGCGCCCUCCCCGAGAGGCUUUACGUGCUGCAGGCCGGGAAAGUGGCCUACAAGGGCACCAAUGGGCCUUGGGGUUACAAUCCAAUGGAGGUGCGUACUUUCCUGGAGAAGAAUGAAUAAGGUCAUUUGUCUAUUUGGCAUGUGACCUGUUUAAUUUGUAGGGCGUCUCUGUUCAGCCGGGCCAUGGGGGCGUCAACAUCCUAACCAACAAUAUCAAGACUUAAAUCUGUUAACUGCUAGAUCUAUUUUUUAAUAUCUGCUCUUAACUCUAAAAGAUAUUAUUCAAAAUGGCACUAAUGGGGCUUUUAGGCCUAUUUUUACUUUUGUGGAAAACGGCUCCUACUGUCAAUCUCUGAGUUUGGACUCUCCUCUCAAUCUUUCUGAGUGACGGCUGCAGAUUAAACCGUUUAACCGGCUUCUGUAGCCAGAUGAAGUGAAACGGAGAGACAGUCCGGUCAAGAGUUUGUGACAGCCCACAUUUGGAGAUUUGUCAUCUAAAUAGUCUUAAACUCUCAAGUUGUAAAAGACUAAUAUUUUAAGUCAGUGAACACACCUCUCAUGCAGGUUCAGUUAUUAUGUUUAGUAAAUAAAACCGUUCACAACACUUAAGGUUUUCCGUUUUUAAACGAGUGCUUCAAUAUAAAUUGACUGAAGUAGGUUUUUUUUAUAUGAUGAUUACAGUGCAAACCUCUGGAAACUGUAAUCUGAUGGAUGACAUGAAAAACGGCCUUCUCCGAUUUAUGUAGCAGCAUUUCUGAUGAAGUAUAAUGUUAUCGUUAUGGUACAAUAAAGAGCAACCUGGGAAAGAAUACUCCUGAAAAAAAUUCUCAAUUU
Gasterosteus aculeatus aculeatus (three-spined stickleback) is the source of this 1528-nucleotide messenger RNA. RefSeq names its product iodothyronine deiodinase 1 (gene dio1). NCBI's taxonomy places the organism in Eukaryota, Metazoa, Chordata, Actinopteri, Perciformes, Gasterosteidae. Gene Ontology annotation, biological process: thyroid hormone metabolic process. Gene Ontology annotation, molecular function: thyroxine 5'-deiodinase activity. The record is from RefSeq and is a predicted model, not a curated record.